UUGGACGUGGCUUGGACGUUGGACGUUGAAUAGUUUUUGGACUUUUUUGUUGUUAACUGCGUACAUAUUAUUUAUAUGAAUGUUCGGGUGUAUAUAAAUCAAGUAGUAGAUAAUUGUUGAGUUUACAAAAAUUAUAGCGAGGAAUAAAGAGAGAAAAUUAGUUCCACAUGAUAAAAAAUUACUCGCAGUCCUUAUCUUCCAGUCAUCGCUCGUGCUCUCAUCGUCGGCUCGUUGUUCAUCUACUUAAUAGGCACACCAGCUUUUUUUGGACGUGAAACAGAGACGAGAGCGCUGACGCGUCGCAGCCGAAAGCCGUAAGGAUGGCCGGCUCGCCAGAGUUGCCCGGUACGGAGGAGCACAGCGUGGCCGACGAGCCGAUGUUCAGUAUACUCGAUCUCACGCUUAUCGGCGUCCUGGUGCUCGCCGCCAUCUGGUACAUGUUCGGCAGGAAGAAGAACGAGGACUACACGUCUGUCACCAAGUCAUACACCAUACAACCCACGACAUAUGCGCCGGUCCAGCCGUCCGAGAAUUCCUUCAUUAAAAAGCUCCAGUCGUCCGGACGCAGCCUCGUGGUGUUCUACGGCAGUCAGACUGGCACAGCCGAGGAGUUUGCCGGCCGGUUGGCCAAGGAGGGCAUUCGCUACAAGAUGAAGGGCAUGGUCGCCGAUCCCGAGGAGUGCGAUAUGGAGGAGCUGGUCAAUUUGAAGAACAUAGGCAACAGCCUGGCGGUGUUUUGUCUGGCUACCUACGGUGAGGGCGAUCCUACCGAUAACGCCAUGGAGUUCGUUGAUUGGCUGAAAACCGGCGACGCCGAUUUCAACGGCUUGAAUUACGCGGUUUUUGGUCUUGGAAACAAAACUUACGAGCAUUACAAUGAAAUCGCCAUUUACGUGGACCACCGAUUGGAGCAACUUGGAGCCAAUCGUGUCUUUGAACUUGGCCUUGGCGAUGAUGAUGCCAACAUCGAAGAUGACUUUAUCACAUGGAAAGAAAAAUUCUGGCCAGCUGUGUGCGAUUAUUUCAAUAUCGAAGGUGCUGGUGAGGAUGUUAGCAUUCGCCAGUACAAACUUACCGAGCACAAUGAUAUGCCGGUUGAAAAGAUCUACACUGGCGAGUUAGCACGACUCCACUCAUUGAAAAACCAGCGACCUCCAUUCGAUGCCAAGAAUCCUUUCCUUGCUCCGGUCAAGGUGAACCGCGAAUUGCACGGACCUUCUUCCGACAGGUCUUGCAUGCACAUAGAAUUCGACAUCGAAGGAUCAAAAAUGCGCUACGAGGCCGGAGACCAUUUGGCCGUUUACCCGGUCAAUAACUCUGAGCUCGUUGACAAGAUUGGCAAAAAAUGUGGCGUUGAUCUUGACACUGUCAUUACUUUGACCAACACUGAUGAGGAAUCUACAAAGAAGCAUCCUUUCCCCUGUCCUUGCACAUAUCGCACUGCUUUAACCCAUUAUUUGGAUAUUACCAGUAAUCCUCGUACUCACGUAUUGAAAGAGUUGGCGGAAUAUUGUUCCGAUACUGCUGACAAAGAGAAGCUCAAGCUUAUGGCAUCUACAAGUGCCGAGGGCAAAGCUCUCUUCCAACAAUGGGUCAUCCAAGAUAACAGAAAUAUCGUUCAUAUCUUGGAAGACGUAACAAGCCUGAAACCAGCUUUGGAUCAUCUGUGCGAAUUGCUGCCUAGACUGCAGUGCCGUUACUACUCGAUAUCUUCUUCGCCUAAGUUGCACCCCUCGGAAGUCCACAUCACUGCUGUUGUUGUCGAGUACAAAACCUCGACUGGUCGUAUCAACAAGGGUGUUACGACAACCUGGCUCAAGGAAAAGCAUCCUUCUGAUCCUUCAUGUGUCGUACCGAUUUUCGUGCGAAAAUCGCAAUUUCGCUUACCAUCGCGUACUCACGUACCCAUUGUUAUGAUUGGACCAGGAACUGGUCUUGCGCCGUUUAGAGGAUUCAUUCAAGAACGCGAUAUAGCUAAAAAGGACGGUAAAAAUGUAGGCGACACAAUUCUCUACUUUGGUUGUAGAAAGCGUGACGAAGAUUUCCUCUACAAGGAAGAGCUGCAACAAUACGUGGACAAUGGAACUUUGAUUCUACACACUGCUUUCAGUAGGGAGCAAGCAAACAAGGUCUACGUGACGCAUUUACUCGAGAAGAACAAGGAUGAGUUGUGGCGGGUGAUUGGCGAACGAAAUGGCCAUAUCUACGUUUGCGGUGAUGCACGAAACAUGGCACGUGACGUGCACAAUAUUCUGCUGAAAGUAGUAAUGGAGAAGGGCAAUAUGACUGAGCUCCAGGCCGCCGAUUAUAUCAAAAGGAUGGACUCGCAGAAGCGCUACUCUAGUGAUGUGUGGAGUUGAAUUGGCCAAGCUAGGAAAGGAAAGAAACUGCAGAAUGUGUCUUCUAAGCACAAAGAAACUCUGCAUGUGUCGUUGCGAGUGCCUGAGUAUCCCUCGAUAUCGCUCCUCACAAAAGUUUUUUUAUAUGAAUAUACACAUGUCUAUACUUAAAAAAUCAACUAUAUCUUUUAUAUAUAUCUGUAUAAAUGUUGAAGAUAACGCACAUGGGACUUUUAAAAAGUCUGAUGUAUGUAAUGUACUUGGUGACUGGAAGAUCAUGUUAGCCAAUUUUACAUUGUGAUAAUGUUGAUUGGAUGUUGUUAGAUAGAUCAAUAUUUUAUUAACUCAAUUGCAAGUAAUGUUUAACAUGAAUAAUAAAUUCUUCCACAUGCUCUUGCUAAGCAUUACUUAGUCUGUUUCAAAAUAAUAUGAAGCAAUUAUGACAAGUACUGUUUUUUAGUGAAAGAGAGUAUAUAAAAUAGUAUAAGAAAAAAGAUGUGUUUUGAAUUGACUUUGUAUAUUUUUUUGUUGGGAUAGAGAUAUAAAAUAAUUUUUGUAUAAAAAUGUCAAAAGCAAUGUAACACACAUUUUUCUAGAAAUGAAAAAAAAUUUAUUAGAUGAAUUUUAUUGAUUUAGUAAUUUAUAUUGUUAAAGUAAGAAAUAUAUUAUUAAACACUACGUUUAAAUGUACAAACCUCAUUCGCCUUGCAAUAGGUACAUUAUUCAAUUAUAUUUAAUAUGUACAUCGAAUGCGUAUUAAUCAACUCUAUUACAGACUGUCUUAUAGUUUGCAAUACAUAAAUGUAAAAAGUCUUUUGUAAAAGAAAAAAAUCGCGUGCCACAAUUGAAAUAAUUAAAUACACAAAAAA
Molecule: messenger RNA, 3208 nt
Organism: Copidosoma floridanum
Lineage: Eukaryota; Metazoa; Arthropoda; Insecta; Hymenoptera; Encyrtidae
Gene: Cpr
Product: Cytochrome P450 reductase
Biological process (GO): response to hormone
Cellular component (GO): cytosol
Molecular function (GO): FMN binding; NADPH-hemoprotein reductase activity; flavin adenine dinucleotide binding
Source: RefSeq, a predicted model, not a curated record